Episyrphus balteatus (marmalade hoverfly) is the source of this 1522-nucleotide messenger RNA. RefSeq names its product methyltransferase-like protein 25B. The record is from RefSeq and is a predicted model, not a curated record. Lineage: Eukaryota; Metazoa; Arthropoda; Insecta; Diptera; Syrphidae. Bases 30 to 1430 code for a protein of 466 amino acids. The transcript has 5 exons.
UUUACUAUUUUACAAACUGUCAAAAAAAAAUGUCUGAAAUCUCGCCGCAACAACUCAAUUCAAAAUGUUUAAAAGAAAAUUUAACAAUUUCAUUGCAAAUUAUUCAAAAAUAUCGAUGGUUAAUUGAUACUUACGUUUUGGACUUUUACGUAGAGAAUCAUUGGUCCAAAUUACCAAAAUCAUGGCAAAACCACUUGGAACCAUUGGAUCCUCAUGAAUUAGCCAAUAUUCUAAGUGGCAACAACGAGGCCACCUCGGUAAGACCACUGUCAAUACUUUGUCUCAUGUCUCUCAUGAAGAAAUUAUGUAUUUCGAGAGAUGUCGUCGAGUGUAAUACAAAUUUAGGGCAAACUACCGCUAAACAAUUCAUCUUGGAACAUCCAAAGUUGAAAAAUCUUUUCACAAAAUGUGUGAAACCUAAAAAACGACAUGAGAUAGCUUUGAUGGCAAACGUCUGCUCUCAAAGUGUUGUUGACAAUUGCGUUGAUUUUGUUGUUGAUUUCGGAGCUGGUUUAGGACACUUGGCCAGAGUUCUUGGCUAUGCUUAUGGCGUUCAAGUCUGUUGUCUAGAAAUGCAAGAUUCUCUCAAUGACCAAGCAAGAGUAAUUGAUUCCCAAUUCGAGGUUAUUGCCUCCAAGUUCCUUUCGCUGGAACAAAGACAACACUUCCGUCGGCCAGUUCAUGUGGCAAUGAAACUAACAAGUUCCUUGUCACCUGAAGAAUUUGUCAAUCAAAUUGCCAACGCUUUAGGAAUGUCUGAAAAUUGUCCAUUUUCAUUUGGAAUCAUUGGACUACAUCCAUGUGGUGAUUUAGGAGCAAUUCUUAUACAAAUGUUCCUCAAUUGCAAACAAGCAAAGUUCCUUAAUUUCGUUGGUUGUUGUUACAUGAAACUAUCAACUGGAACAACUAAUCCAGGCUAUCCACUAAGUGACUUUCUAAAAAACGAAAUAAAGACUUCGUCGAUUCUGAGUUAUGAGUCGCGAGAAAUAGCUUGUCAUGCAGCUGAAGUCUAUUGUGAUCGAUUAAGUAAUGAAUUGUAUGAAGAUUUGAAAGUUCAUUCCUUCAGAGCUACAAUAGAGAAGAUAUUUGUCAAAUAUUGGCCAGAAUUAAAACACUCGGGCUUGAGGAGUGUUAAACAUUCCAAGGGAAUGAGUUUUGAUGAUUAUGUUAAACGAGCAACUAAUGGGUUGAAUAUUAACGUCCCCGUUGAAGACAUCCACUCGGAAACAACCCAAAAUGACCUAAGUCAAUGGAAGCGUAUUGUGAUCUUUUAUACCAUGCGGCUUCUAUUUGCUCCAUUGGUAGAGACUGUCGUUCUUUAUGAUCGAAUUUUGUACCUGAAGGAAAAAGGACUUUCGGUAAGCAUCGCUGCAAUAUUUGAUCCUCGUCUAUCUCCAAGGAAUCACAUUACUCGUGCAACAAAACAAUGACUCUUUAUGGAUUAUUUUAAUUUUUUCUUUUAUUUUAUUUAUCUCCUAGGAGGAGGAAUGUUUAAUAAAUUAGUUUUUUUUUUUUAUUUACA